ACCAUUUGUAAAAAGCAUUGACGAAAGAUUACAGGCCGCUCAUCUCUUUCUCUCUCUUCAACUUUUCUCUCUCUCUAGAUUGGGCGUGGAGAGAAGAUAAAAGAGGGUGGGUUUGGGAAUGAUGAGCAAGACGAGUGCACAGGAGAUGGUGAAGACAGAGGGGGCAGAUGUAGUGAAAGAGGAGAGAGAGAGUUCACAUCCCUAUGCGUUCCACGUCUCUGGGCCUCGUAAUGUUGCUUCUCCUAACUGGAAAGAGAUCAUCAUCUCUAGCUGGAAGGAUGGGAAUUACAAAAGAACGGUAAUUGCCUGCUUCAUACAAGCAGUUUACCUACUUGAACUUGACAGACAAGAGAACAGGACAGAACAAAAUGCUCUAGCUCCAAAAUGGUGGAUACCCUUUAAGUACAAGCUAUCCCAAACUCUAAUCGACGAAAGAGACGGCUCAAUAUUUGGUGCCAUCCUUGAGUGGGAUAGAGCUGCAGCUCUUGCAGAAUUCAUCCUCAUGAGACCCAGUGGUGCACCAAAGGCCGUUUUAGCACUAAGAGGAACGCUACUCAAAGGGCCCACAAUCAGAAGGGACGUAGAGGAUGAUCUCCGGUUUCUAGCUUGGGAAAGCCUAAAGGGUUCAGUCAGAUUUAACACUGCUUUGGAAGCAUUAAAAUCGAUUUCAGAUGGAUAUGGAAGCAAUAAUGUAUGUAUCGCAGGUCAUUCCUUAGGGGCUGGUUUCGCUCUCCAAGUGGGAAAAGCGUUAGCCAAACAAGGAGUAUUCGUGGAAGCUCAUUUGUUUAAUCCACCUUCGGUUUCACUAGCAAUGAGUGUCAGAAAUAUAGGAGAAAAGGCAACUUUUGCUUGGAAGAGGUUUAAGUCGAUGCUCCCUUCGAGCAGUGAAUCUCAGGCCAACGGUAAUGAGGUGGUGGACAAUACCACUAAUCUCAUCGGAUUGAAUAAAUGGGUGCCUCAUUUGUACGUGAACAACAGUGAUUACAUAUGUUGCUAUUACAACGAUCCAACGGGAGGGGAAGAGAAGGCUGCAGAUAAAGAGAAUGCAGGCCCUAAAAAUGGGCAAGCCGCAUUAGCGAAGCUAUUUGUGAUGUCCAAGGGAAAGCAGAAGUUUCUGGAGGCGCACGGGUUGGAGCAGUGGUGGUCAGAUGAUUUGGAACUCCAACUGGCUCUGCAGAGCAGCAAGCUCAUAAGCAAGCAGCUCAAGUCCUUGUACAGCCUCCCGCCUUCUUCGCAACAAACACAAGGAAAACCUCAAUGACAUUUUGGCCGAUGCUUAUCGGUGGCUUUUUGCUUGCUGUAUACCUGCCUACUGAUUGUCGUAAAAUAAAAAAAAAGGGGUGAAACUGCGUGCUAAAUAACUCAUUUUCAAUCUGUCUACGACACCACAAAUUGUUGUUUGUGUGAAUUGUUUGUUCCUUGGUAUGUAUUCAUUGGGUUGCGUUUUUUCCUGUGCGGAGCUCUGUAUGACCUUUCAAACUGCUGCAAGUGGUAACACAUGAAAAUUUUCUUUUUCCUAGCUA
This is a messenger RNA of Rhododendron vialii, 1523 nucleotides long. Its product is annotated as GDSL esterase/lipase At4g10955. The record is from RefSeq and is a predicted model, not a curated record. The coding region runs from base 119 to 1261 and encodes 380 amino acids. The transcript is spliced from 2 exons. NCBI's taxonomy places the organism in Eukaryota, Viridiplantae, Streptophyta, Magnoliopsida, Ericales, Ericaceae.